AGUUCGAAAGGUUCAACUUCAAACACACUCCAAACUCCAAGCCUCAAUAAUCUCGACCUCUGUAAUGACCAAGAAGCUCAUCUCCAUCUCCACCAUGGCCGGGAAGCAAGGUUGCAAGGAGCAGUCCAAUGAUCGGAGGAUCCAGGCUUCGAUCCAAGGAGACGCCAAGAGCGUGGUGGUGGGGUUCGGCGGCAGGCUGGUCACCCGUGAGCAGGAGCAGGAGGACGCCAUCAUCGUCGCGGCGCUGCGGCACGUGGUGUCCGGGUACAGCACGCCGCCGCCGGAGGUCGUCGUCACGGUGGCGGGCGGGGAGGCGUGCGGGACCUGCGGCAUCGACGGGUGCCUCGGCUGCGACUUCUUCGGGGCGCCGGAGCUGGCGCAGGAGGCAGUGUCCUGCGGCACAGGGCAGGUGGCGACGACGGCGUCGGUCGGGGGCGGGGCAGCGGCGGCGGCGCUGAGGCCCCGGCGGCGUAGGAACAGGAACAUGUACCGCGGCGUGCGGCAGCGGCCGUGGGGCAAGUGGGCGGCGGAGAUCCGCGACCCGCGGCGCGCGGCGCGCGUGUGGCUGGGCACGUUCGACACCGCGGAGGAGGCCGCCAGGGCCUACGACUGCGCCGCGGUCGAGUUCCGCGGCCCGCGCGCGAAGCUCAACUUCCCGGGCCACGAGGCGCUGUUCCAGGGCCACGGCGACACCGCGGCGGCGGCGGACACCGAGACACUGACGCCGUCGCCGGGAGAGUGGCAGCUGGGCGGCGGAGCAGGAGACGAGCUGUGGGAAGGUCUACAGGACCUCAUGAAGCAGGACGAGGUGGACCGCUGGCUCGCGCCGGUUUUCGGCGCCGCGUCUAGUUUUUGAGCUGUUGUACUGUGCACACACAAGCGUGGUUACUGACAGGAUCACAGCUAGACUGACCACCAUUCUUUUGCUGUCUAUUGAACUAGUUGGUUCUUUUGUAGCGUAUUUUUUUAGGGAAACAUGAUUCUUUUUUUUUUUGCCGUGUGUUGAUUGGGAUAUAGAGAGUUUUUUUCCUCUCUUGAUGGAAGUACUUGGGAAGCUAUGUUGAUAGA
Zea mays is the source of this 1068-nucleotide messenger RNA. Its product is annotated as ethylene-responsive transcription factor ERF109-like. Gene Ontology annotation, biological process: regulation of DNA-templated transcription; ethylene-activated signaling pathway. The record is from RefSeq and is marked validated. Gene Ontology annotation, molecular function: DNA binding; DNA-binding transcription factor activity. Lineage: Eukaryota; Viridiplantae; Streptophyta; Magnoliopsida; Poales; Poaceae.